Oxyura jamaicensis (ruddy duck) is the source of this 2047-nucleotide messenger RNA. It is a transcript of the gene CCS, whose product is annotated as copper chaperone for superoxide dismutase. The record is from RefSeq and is a predicted model, not a curated record. Gene Ontology annotation, biological process: removal of superoxide radicals. Lineage: Eukaryota; Metazoa; Chordata; Aves; Anseriformes; Anatidae. The annotation marks the transcript as partial. Gene Ontology annotation, molecular function: copper ion binding. The transcript has 7 exons.
AACAUCUGGGGUGCGGAGCCCCAACCGUGGCAGCUUUUGGGGCCGGCAGCGCCACGUCCCAGGCUGCGCGGUGCCGACCCCUCAUCCCCUUCUUGCCCCCAGCUGGAGUUCGCCGUGCAGAUGAGCUGCGAGAGCUGCGCCGAGGCCGUGCGGGCGGCGCUGCGGGGAGCCCCAGGCGUGCGGCUGCUGGAGCUGCGGCUGGAGGCGCAGACGGUGCUGGUGGAGGCCGAGGUGGCGGCCGAGCGCGUGCGGGAGCUGCUGGAGGCCUCGGGGCGCCGUGCGGUGCUGAAGGGUAUGGGGGGCACCGAGGACGGCGGCCUGGGCGCGGCGGUGGCCGCUCUGUCCGGCCCCGGCGGGGUGCGGGGCCUGGUGCGGUUCCUGCAGGUGUCCCCGCGGCGCUGCCUGGUGGACGGGGCCAUCGACGGGCUGCAGCCGGGCCCCCACGGGCUGCACGUGCACGAGUUCGGGGACUUGUCCCGCUCCUGCGACAGCUGCGGGGACCAUUUCAACCCUGACGGGGAGUGCCACGGGGGACCCGAGGACGAGCACCGGCACGCCGGGGACCUGGGCAACAUCUGGGCGGACGCCGACGGCCGGGCCGCCUUCCGCAUGGAGGACUCGCGCCUGAAGGUCUGGGACAUCAUCGGGCGCUCGGUGGUGGUGGAUGCGGGCGAGGACGACCUGGGCCGCGGCUCCCACCCGCUGUCACGGGUGACAGGGAACUCGGGGCCGAGGCUGGCCUGCGGCGUGGUGGCGAGGGCGGCCGGGCUCUUCCAGAACCCCAAGCGCGUCUGCAGCUGCGACGGCCGCUCGCUGUGGGACGAGCGUGACCGGGCCGCCCCCGGGGCCCCCCCGGCCCCCGCCCCGCACCUGUAGGGGCUGCGAGGGCCGGGGGGGGCGCGGGGUGGUGUAAAAAUACACAAUUAGAGCGAUUGUGGGAAAAACUGAGCUUGUGUGGAGGCUGUAAAUACGCGGGCUGAGGAGGAACCGAGGGUGAAUUUGUGGGAUGAAGUGUAAUUAUACGAUCUGAGGGGAAACUGAAUUUAUACAAUAAAGUGUAAUUUUGGGAGCUGAGGGGAAACCGAGUGUAAGUUUAUAGGAUGAAGUGUAAGUAUGGGAUCUGAGGGGAAACUGAGUGUAAAUUUAUAGGAUAAGGUAUAAUUAUACGAUCUGAGGAGGAACUGAGUGUGAAUUUGUGGGAUGAAGUGUAGAUCUACGAUCUGAGGGGAAACCGAGUGUAAAUUUAUACAAUAAAGUGUAAGUAUGGGAUCUGAGGGGAAACCGAGUGUAAAUUUAUACAAUAAGGUAUAAUUAUACGAUCUGAGGAGGAACCGAGGGUGAAUUUGUGGGAUGAAGUGUAGAUCUACGAUCUGAGGGGAAACCGAGUGUAAAUUUAUACGAUAAGGUGUAAUUAUGGGAUCUGAGGGGAAAUCAGAGUGCAAAUUUAUAGGAUAAAAUAUAAAUAUGUGAUCUGAGGAGGAACCAGAGUGCGAAUUUAUGGGAUGUAGUUGUACGAUCUGAGGAAAAAUAGAGUGCGAACUUAUAUAAAAAGCAUAAUCACACGAUCUGAGGGGAAACCGAGUGUGAAUUUGUGGAAUAAAGCACAAAUAUACAAUCUGAGGAGAAAGCGGAGUACAAAUUUAUAGAAUAAAAUAUAAUUAUACGAUCUGAGGGGAAACUGACGGCAAAUUUAUAUAAUGAAGUAUAAAUACGUGAUCUGAGGAGAAACCAGAGCACAAAUUUGUAUAAAAGAAUAUAAUUAUACGAUCUGAGCGGAAACCGGGUGUAAAUUUGUAUGAUAAAUAUAUGAUCUGAGGGGAAACUGAGUGAAAAUCUGUAUGAUAAAGUAUAAUUAUGUGAUCUGAGGAGAAACUGGAGUGCAAAUUUAUAUUAAAAAUUAUAAUUGUAGGAUCUGGGGAGAAAGUGGAGUGAAAGUUUAUAUAAUAAAGUGUGAUUGUAUGAUCUGAGGGGAAACUGGAAAGUGUAAAUUUGUAUAAAAAAACGCAACUAUAUGAUUUGAGGAGGGACCAGAGUGCAUAUUUUUAUA